This is a messenger RNA of Mobula hypostoma (lesser devil ray), 3026 nucleotides long. Its product is annotated as P2Y purinoceptor 14-like. Gene Ontology annotation, cellular component: membrane. Lineage: Eukaryota; Metazoa; Chordata; Chondrichthyes; Myliobatiformes; Myliobatidae. Bases 198 to 1370 code for a protein of 390 amino acids. The transcript is spliced from 3 exons. The record is from RefSeq and is a predicted model, not a curated record. Gene Ontology annotation, biological process: G protein-coupled receptor signaling pathway. Gene Ontology annotation, molecular function: G protein-coupled purinergic nucleotide receptor activity.
UUCGGUUUAAGGAAGUGCUGAAUGCACAAGAAAAUUGAUCAUAAUCAUCAUGAGAAUGUAAAAAGCCUUGGAUUGCACAAGCAAAUUCAGUCCAGCGUUGCUGCUCGAUUCCUCUCUGAGUACAGAUUCAGUCCAGCCAACUGAUUUGAAAAUGUGAUGGCGGCAAAGACUCUCGGUCAGAUGUGAAUCUGAUAUUAAUGUCACGAUCAAGCACUUACAGAAUAAACAAAUACAGAUCUUCAGAAAGACGUGAACAAUCACAAAGACUGGAUGUGCUAAUGGCUGACCCUACAGCAAGCAUCGAGGUUACCGCACAGACAAACUUCUCUCAUGGCAACUCCACUUGCCAUCUGCCAUACACAACGUUCCCAAUGUUUAGUCUGUGUGCAUAUUCAAUCAUUUGUAUAGUUGGAACCAUUCUUAACUGCCUGGCUUUCUAUGUGUACUUCUGUCACAUCCCCAGCAGUAACAGCGUCAUUGUUUAUUUGAAGAACCUGGUCAUAGCUGACGUCUUGCUGCUCCUGUCUCUGCCAAUAAGAAUCGUUGAAUUGAAUGUAAUGUUCCCCUACAAACUAAGAAAAUUCUACUGCACUUUCAUAACAUCCCUCUUCUAUUUGAAUAUGUAUUCAAGCAUUCUCUUCCUGGGACUCAUUGCAGCCAACAGAUAUCUGAAGAUUGUGAAGCCGCUUAAUACGUACACAUUCCAAAAACUCAAAACUGCAAAAAUUCUCUCUGUUGGAAUCUGGUGUUCACUCUUCGCCCUUGGAUUGUCUUACGCAUUCCUGAAAGGAGAAGGCCGACCGCAGACAAAUACAAAAGCGUCUUGCCUAGAACUAAGAAGUGGAUUUGGAGUUCACUGGCACUUAACCCUCCACACUGGGGGCACAGUCUUGUUUUUAUUCGUGCUAAUAGCCCUUUGCUGCUUCUACUUCCAAACUAUGAGACGACUGGACAAAAGCCCAACUCCAAGCUCAAGCAAGAAGCAAGCCAAGGCAAAGAACAACAUUCUGAUUCUGCUUGUCGUAUUCCUAAUAUGCUUUGUUCCUUAUCACAUCAUCAGGAUUCCUUACAUGUUGACACAAGUAAACAUCAUUUCUGAUUGCUAUUGGAAAAAGAUGUUCUUGAACAUCAAGGAACCAACUAUAAUCCUGGCAACGCUUAAUUCAUGCUUGGAUCCAGUGAUCUACUUUCUAUCUUGCAAAGCAUUCAGGUCAAAGUUAGGUCUGGAUAAACACGCAGAGGACGACAGUGAUCCCCACAGAGACAAGUCCUCGCGUGCUAAUAUCUCACAAACUGUGCUAGACUCUGCUGGAAACAGCCAAGGCAACAGCAUGAAUGACUGCAAUAUAAACCUCGAAAACCUAAAAUAAGUUUCACUUUCAGCCAUUCGACAUUACCGUGGACAGCUUAGCAGCUCACUUUAGGACGAGUUAAGAAGACAGGCUGCAGUUACACCCUUGUCUUCGGAACGUUCCACAGUACUUCAGAUCCACCGACUGAUUUUGAAAUGCAAACGGACUUCCUCAUCUGGUGAAAGUGUGACAGAUAAUGUCUCAAAAAACUGGAAUAAAAUCAUCUGAUGUUGUCUGAAAGCCAAACAAAAGGAAGAUGUGAUAAUUAUUACAACUAUAAUCUCUGGCAGCAACAUGCUUUUUGAAGACAUCUAUUUACUCAAGUCUUUCGAUGUGAAAUUAUUUCAUCUUCAUACAUGUUUAUAAAGGUUUAAUCUUUGUGCUUGUCAAAUGUCUCACCAGCUUGGCCUUGAAUGUUAACAGAACUGGCUGCAGGAGUUUUAAAUGCUACUCUGGGGAUACUGUGGCAACAACCGUGGAAACGUGAAUGUCAGUUGAACACAACUAAGGUAGAAUUCAUGAAGAGUGCAGACAAGUGAUGAUUGGUUCUGAUUCAGUGGCUUGAGAUGGUGCUACGUCUUUAUGGAUCCACUUGCUGCAAUAUUUCAUAUCAGUGGAAAGAAUAUAAAAGUUCAGCAGUCAGAGACUUGGGGUAGUUAUUCAGGGCCUCACCCAUCGAUGGGCUGGUCAUGAACAGUGCCACGGAUUGAGAUCGAGGUGUGUUCCAACAAGAGAGACCUGCGUAAACCUAGAAUAGUAUUUUAAUGAUUGCUCUGCUCUAAUUUUAAGUAGAUAAAUGGAAUUUGUGUCUUUCUGCCCAUCUGAACUGGCUCUGAGAACCUUGAAAGGUUCACUUAUUAUCAAAGGAUGUAUGCAGUAUACAACUCUGAGAUUCUUCUUCUUCAGAUAGCCACGAAACAAUGGAAGUCCAUUCAAAGAGAAACAGAAAACCCACUCCCCCCCACACAAAAAGAACAGCAACGCAGUCAACCCCCCAAUGCCCCACCCCUGCACGAAAUGCGACAAGAUCACUGUCCCCCCAGUUGCCCUCCCCGCACAAGAAAACUAACAAAAACACAAGAACAUUGACCCCAAGUCCCCGCCCCCACACCUACUGUUGUAACGAAACAAUACACAUCAUACUUUUGACCUAAAUUUCACAGUAAUAAGGAUGCUCCGAGCUGCCACUAGACAUAAAAGAAACUUUAUUAAUGACUUUUAUUAAUAACCUCUGCUCUUUUUUGUAUAUCAGCAACUUCAACCUGGAAUGACAGAGCAGAUUCAUUGAGCCAAAUGGCUCCUAUGCCUUAUGGUCUAAAGCAAAGAUAAAAUUUAUAUUCAACUGUUCUAUAUACUGUGCUAUAAAUUAUUAAUCUAGCAAUUAUGUCAAUGCCUAUGUGCAAUACAAAUAACAAUGUUUAAUACUUUGCGUUAUCUUGUAUGCUAUUUUCAGAGGUUACCUUUAUGAAGUAAUUCAUUCAGAAAAAAUUUUGGUCUCUUAUUCCAGUCACAGAAUCAUUUUAUUUUACAAAAAUCUAAUGGUAAGAAAUUACUGAAGAUAAACUGUGUGGAAAAAAUGCAAGGAUAGCCAUUUACACAAUCUCUUUGCAAAAUAUCUUCAUGUAGUGAAUAUCUGAUCUCAAAUUUAAUUGAAAAAGAAAAUAAAAUCUGUGU